Molecule: messenger RNA, 2497 nt
Organism: Durusdinium trenchii
Lineage: Eukaryota; Dinophyceae; Suessiales; Symbiodiniaceae
Source: the annotation of a GenBank genome assembly
AAGCAAUUUAAGCUCAAGGGUUCUGGGGAGUAUAUUUGCGUCCAAAUGGCAACUGGUUGACUCGAGGUCCAUGAGCAAAGUCAGUAGAAGCCCACAGUUUGCAAAUGGCCUUUGAUGGACAGGAUCCGCAUGAAGAAAGCAUCAAAGUUUGCUGCAGGUUCCGGCCGCAGAACCAGCUGGAGAAGGAUCAAUCUGGGAAGAUCUGCAUAACCCUAGGUGAUGACAUCACCUCAGUGUACGUUCCGAACAUUGACAGCAGCUUUGUCUUUGACCGUGUCUUUGGCUCUGAAGCUUCGCAGAAAGAGGUUUAUGACUAUGCGGCGAAACCUAUCAUUAAUGGCGUGUUGAGAGGCUUUAACGGCACGGUUUUCGCCUAUGGCCAGACCGCAUCAGGCAAGACACACACUAUGGAGGGCCCUGACAUCGAAGAUGAGGUCCAAAUGGGUGUGAUUCCGAGGAUGGUUUGGUCGAUUUUUGAUGGAAUUGACCAUGCAGCUGACUACAUCGAGUUUGUGGUGAAAGUUGCCAUUGUGGAAAUCUACAAUGAACGCGCGACUCGAAAACAUCUGCGACUCUCGCAUCCGUGUGUUUUCAGUGGCACCGCAGGCAUCCGUGACUUGCUUGAUCCGAAGAAGGACAACUUGAAGAUUCAUGAGGACAAGGCCAGAGGUGUUUUCAUCGGAGGGGUGACUGAGACCUAUGUCGGGUCGGAGCAGGAGAUCUUCGACAUCAUGAAAACGGGCAAGUACAAUCGUGCAGUGGCUGAGACCAAUUUGAACGAACAUUCAUCCAGGUCUCAUUUGAUCUUCAUGCUCACCAUCGAGCAGAAGAACCUGCACGAUCGCUCCCUCAAGGUCGGAAAGCUUCAUUUGGUGGAUUUGGCUGGCAGUGAGAAGGUUGGAAAGACUGGGGCGACUGGUGAUCGGUUGGAUGAGGCAAAAAACAUCAACCGGUCGCUGUCUGCACUAGGCAACGUCAUUAACGCUUUGACUGACCGCAAGUCCACUCAUGUACCAUAUCGGGACUCAAAGCUUUCAAGAGUCCUCCAAGAAUCCUUGGGCGGAAAUGCAAAGACCUCUUUGAUCAUAACGUGCUCUCCUUCUUACUAUAAUGAGCAGGAGACAAUUAGCACCCUUCGUUUUGGCCAGAGAGCCAAGAUGAUCAAGAACGUGGUCAAAGUCAACCAUGAGCGAUCCGUAGAGGAACUGAAGAUGCUGCUACAACGGCGGGACCAGGCUCUAGGCGAUUUGCGUGGUCGUGUCUCGCUGUUGGAGCAGCUGCUUCGGUCCAAUGGGAUUCCGGUCCCGGAGGACGAGGGUCCUUCCCUCGCGUUGCCGGGAGCUGCUCCGCCCGCACCAGUCGACGAAGCAGAGAAGACGGAAUACGAGGAUCAGCUACAGGAUGUGAUAGACAAGUUGAAAGAGAAGUCUGAUCAGCUUGCCGAGGCCAACAAGGAGAAAGAUGAGCUAGCCAAGCAGCUGCACAAAGCCGAAGGCAGAGCCGAAGUAUUAGAGGAGGAAGCCGUCAAUGCCAAGCAGGAGUUUGAGAGGAUGGAGUAUGACAAGACAGAGCAGGUGUCUGAGCUCGAAAAGCUUAGACAUGAGAAGACAGCCUUGCAGCAAGAAUUGGAGGAUUUGAGCAAGACUUAUCAAAAUAUGAUUCAAGCCUCAGCUGCUAGUACCCCGACGAACAGGGAAAAGGGGCCUGUGGUGUGCUCUCGCUGCCGUGCAUCUUGUGCAGAGGAUCGAGAUCCCGACAGACCACUAAAGAAGAAGGUGUCGCAGUUGGACAAGAAUCUGGAACAACUAACUGUGAUGUACCACAAGCUGGUGGCGCAGAAUAGUGGGCUGAAGGUGGAAGUCACCGAAAGUGACAAGAAAAUUCAGCGGAAAGACCAGCGCAUCCAGCAGUUGGAAAGAAACUUGCGGGAGGCCAAGCAAAAGUACGAAAAGCUGCUCACACAAUGUGCCAAUCUCACUGCCAUGAUCGACGUGAGAGGCAGAAAGAAUUGUGUGUGUGGUGCCAGUGGUGGCAAUGCACAGGCUCGAAGAGCGCCGACCAUUGUGCGACCGCUGCGUGGUGGGCUUGUUUCAGCUCGCAGCGAGACAGGUCUUGGGGAUCCGUCUGGAACUCCGAAAGCGACCUCUGGAAGCCCCUCAGAGCCGGCUUCAAGCCCCACUUCAUCUCCCUUAUCUCUAAGAGGGGGGACCAAGACGUCUCGAGACAACACUCGAGCAAAGACUGCACCGUACGAUCCUCCAUUGCGAUGAGGGGUUCUGUCUCUUGAAGGCCUCAAUUGUGAGAACAACAAUCGCAACAACUUGGUAGCAUUCAUGCUGAGUUGGAGAUCAACGCAGAUCAGUAUUGUACAUUGUUAAGCCUGUUAAGCAUCUUGAAAGUAGAUGUCUCACCUGACAAGAGUGUCUCACCAAUGGUUGAGACAAUGAAAUUACCCGGAUGCUACAGGGAUUGUACGCGUCUUGUCUCUGACAGAGAA